Molecule: messenger RNA, 2617 nt
Organism: Exophiala oligosperma
Lineage: Eukaryota; Fungi; Ascomycota; Eurotiomycetes; Chaetothyriales; Herpotrichiellaceae
Product: phosphoribosylamine-glycine ligase
Exons: 2
Coding region: 83-2467 (794 amino acids)
Biological process (GO): adenine biosynthetic process; 'de novo' IMP biosynthetic process
Cellular component (GO): cytosol
Molecular function (GO): metal ion binding; ATP binding; phosphoribosylamine-glycine ligase activity
Source: RefSeq, a predicted model, not a curated record
ACAUGUAGUCUAGAGCUAUUCAUUUUUGCUCAGGCAGACAUAUUUCUUGUCGUUGUCUUGGCAGAUAAGACCCACGACGACAAUGGCAGCAGAAAGACUUCGCAUACUCGUCAUUGGCUCCGGUGGGCGAGAACAUGCCCUUGCCUGGAGGCUGGCAAAAUCGCCCUCUGUCGAUGUUGUUCACGUUGCGCCGGGCAAUGGUGGCACAGAAUUCGACAAGGUCGCCAAUGUUAACAUAGCCGCGGAUAAUUUUACCGACUUGGUCGACCACGCACAGAAACAUGGUCUCAACCUCGUGGUCGUCGGUCCUGAGGCACCCCUGGUUGCGGGUAUUGAAGGAUUCUUCCGAAAGAAGGGCAUCCGCUGCUUUGGCCCUAGCAAGGCCGCUGCUAGAAUGGAGGGUUCAAAAGCCUUCUCCAAGGAUUUCAUGCAACGUCAUGGCAUUCCGACAGCUGCAUUCCGAAACUUCGACGAUUACGAGUCUGCUCGCAAAUACCUUGAUUCUGUCAAUCACGAUGUCGUAAUCAAAGCAGAUGGUUUGGCAGCGGGAAAAGGAGUCAUCAUCCCGACGACUAAAGACGAGGCACAUGAAGCCUUGCGUAAGAUUAUGGUUGAGCACGAGUUCGGGUCGGCCGGCUCGCAAGUGGUUAUUGAGGAGUUUUUGGAAGGCGAAGAGCUCAGUGUCCUGUCUUUCAGUGAUGGUUACACUAUCAGAUCACUCCCACCCGCCCAAGAUCAUAAACGGGCUCUAGAUGGGGAUCAAGGCCCGAAUACUGGAGGCAUGGGCUGUUAUGCACCAACAAGGGUCGCUUCCAAGGAACUAAUUGCUCAGGUCGACCGUGAGAUUGUACAACCUACCAUCGACUGUAUGAGACGGGAAGGUAUGCCGUUUGUCGGUUUUCUCUUCACCGGUCUCAUGAUAACCAAGAACGGACCGAAAGUGUUGGAGUACAACGUAAGAGGAGGUGAUCCUGAAAUUCAGACCCUGCUGCCUCUUUUGAGCGACGACACCGAUCUCGCUAAAGUUAUGCUCGCCUGCACAGAACACUGGUUGGACGGAGUUUCCCUAAAAAUUGAACCGAAGUUUGGCGCUACGGUCGUCGCAUGUGCGGAAGGAUACCCUGGCAAGUAUGCAAAGAAUCGACAAAUUAGUAUCCAGAAAGUGGCGCAGGAUACCUUUGUGUUCCACGCGGGUACUAAUAUGGAUGGCAAACAUGUAAUCUCUACUGGCGGCCGAGUGAUAGCUUCGACUGCAACGGCAGCUACAUUGGAAGAUGCGGUGGCGAAAGCCUACAAAGGCAUGGACUGUAUCAAAUUUCAGGGGAUGCACUUCAGAAAAGACAUUGCUCAUCGUGCUUUUGCGAGGAAGGAGCAAGACAAGGGACCGGAAAGUGAGACUUUGACAUAUGCUUCUGCUGGUGUUUCAAUUGACGCAGGCAACGAUUUGGUCAGCAGAAUCAAACCAGCCGUCAAGAUGACCUCUCGUCCUGGUGCUAAUGCAAUCAUUGGCGGAUUCGGUGGAGCUUUCGAUCUUGCAAGUGCUGGCUACAACGAAAAGUCACCUAUGCUCAUUGGCGCUAUCGAUGGUGUCGGUACCAAGCUCAAAAUUGCCCAUGCCACAAAUAUUCAUGACACUGUGGGCAUUGACCUGGUUGCCAUGAACGUGAAUGAUUUGGUUGUGCAAGGAGCCGAACCACUAAUGUUCCUGGACUGCUACACAUGUAGUAUCUUGGAUGUCGACAUUGCAAGCAGCUUCAUCAAGGGUGUUUGUGACGGCUGCAAGACUGCAAAAUGUGCUUUGGUAGGAGGUGAAACAGCGGAAAUGCCAGGACUUCUGAACGGCACCGAAUACGAUGCUGUUGGCGCGGCAAUUGGUGCUCUCGACACUGCGGCCGGGAAGCGGCUUUUGCCAAACACGGAAAGCAUGGUUAAGGGCGAUAUACUCCUUGGCCUGGCUUCGGAUGGUCUCCACUCCAAUGGUUUCUCCCUGGUGCGCCGCGUCGUUGAGAAAAUGCGCUUGAACUUCUCGGACCAGGCACCAUGGAACCCGGACCAGACAGUAGGGAGAUCUCUGCUAACCCCAACCCGGAUCUAUGUCACAUCGCUCCUUCAAGCAGUCAAGCGAGAUCUGAUCAAGGGCAUGUCGCACAUCACGGGUGGGGGCCUUACGGAAAACGUGCCUCGAAUGUUGCCAGGCCACCUUUCCGCUGAGAUCGACGUAUCAACGUGGAAUCGACCCGCCGUUUUUGAGUGGCUCCAGCGAUCUGGCAACAUCAACAAUACAGAGAUGGCUCGGACGUUCAAUAAUGGAAUCGGCAUGGUCCUUGUCGUGUCUGAUGUUGCCUCUGGUGAGGUCAAGAAGAUCCUAGAAGCCGAAGGAGAAACAGUCUUCAAGCUUGGCAAGUUGGUGAACAGGGAUGGUCAAGAAGGUUGCGUCUUGAGUAAUCUGGACAGAUGGACCUCCUGAGGAAUCAAUAUUCGCACUCUGGAGAAUAACAUCUCCUUUGUGCACCUUUAGUGAGCAGACCUGAAAAGAUAUCUGCCGUUCCAAGUGUCCGCAGCAGCAUAGUGAGCCUUUUUAUGCGAACAGAAAAUCGUUCCUCGGCGAGUUCUGGGG